CAGUGAACACAGUUUACGGAGGAUCAGGCAUGUUAGCAGAGAAUAACCUUCAUUUGCAGCCGAGGAAGACUUUAUUAUGUCAUUUUUAAACAUUAAGUCAUUGGAAUUAAGCUGCAGGCAGUGCUGAAGUCUGCAGAGGACCAUGUUUUGUCUCCGGCUGUCCCUGAGGCUUCAGCCUGGGACUCAGGUUGGCUGUGUCUCCUGUAGGAGUGUCCACAAACUGGCCUCUCUUCAGAAAGUCAAAAUGCUUCCCCCAAAGAAAGCCCAGAGCUUCCUGUACCCCUUCAGUGAGCUGGAGGUCCACCUGGACAGGUCAGUGGACAGGACACCGUUCCAGCUCUUCCAUCCCAGUUUAGAAGACAUGGUGAAAGCAGAAAAGUUCUUUGUAUCUUCUCCAUCUCAUAAGAUUGAUUACCACGUCUCUGCAGAGAGGAUGGAGCAUAUACCUGCAAUGAAACCUCCAGAGGUGUGUUUCAUCGGCAGAAGCAACGUAGGCAAGUCGUCCCUCAUCAAAGCUCUCUUCUCACUGACUCCCGAGAUAGAGGUCCGAGUCUCCAAAACUCCAGGUCACACAAAGAAGAUGAAUUUUUUCAGAGUUGGCAAAGCGUUCACCAUCGUUGACAUGCCCGGCUACGGACACAGAGCGCCCAAAGACUUUGUGGAUAUGGUGGAGCCGUAUCUGUACACGAGGAAAAAUCUGGUGAGGACGUUCCUGCUGGUCGACGGCAGUGUGGGUCUGCAGAAGACUGACCUGAUCGCCCUGGAGAUGUGUGAGGAGCUCAGAUGUCCAUAUGUGAUUUUGGUGACAAAGAUUGACAAAUGUGGGCAGGGAGUGCUGCUGACCAACCUGCUGAAGCUUCAGGACGUGGUAAUGACACACACGAAGAGCUGCUUCCCUCAGCCAUUCCUGGUCAGCUCCCUCCACUUUUGGGGGAUCUACCUCCUGAGGUGCUUCAUCACUCAUGUUACAGGACACAUCCGGCUAGCUGACUCCUCUCAAAUCUGAUCAGAGUUGGUGUCCAGAUGAUCCACUUCAGAGAACCUAUAAAAGCGGAAAACCUUUCCCUGUUUUAUUGGUUUACAUAACUUUGGGAAGGAUUUUUACAACACAAUUGUAAAACACAAAAUUUUUUGUUUGAAAGAAAUUAUUCUGCAUACAUUACUUGCUUUUCACCGUGACUCGCCAUAAUGAUCACUUUACACAAUUAUUCUUACUUUACUAAGAUGUGUAACUUUUAAUGUAACUGACAAUAAUAACAGUAAGUCAAGGGCAUUUUGAAAUUACAUCACUUCACGUGUAUUUAAACCUCUGAACUCGGAGCAAAUUGGUGUGAUUUUUGUCAAAAAACAUAGGGCAAAAAAGG
Messenger RNA from Plectropomus leopardus (leopard coralgrouper), 1364 nucleotides. It is a transcript of the gene gtpbp8, whose product is annotated as GTP binding protein 8. NCBI's taxonomy places the organism in Eukaryota, Metazoa, Chordata, Actinopteri, Perciformes, Serranidae. Gene Ontology annotation, molecular function: GTP binding. The record is from RefSeq and is a predicted model, not a curated record. Gene Ontology annotation, cellular component: mitochondrion.